Moneuplotes crassus is the source of this 1116-nucleotide messenger RNA. The record is from the annotation of a GenBank genome assembly. Lineage: Eukaryota; Ciliophora; Spirotrichea; Euplotida; Euplotidae.
CAGGAUAUAAAAUUUAAUCCAAACCUUACCAAAAUGUUCUUUGGAAGUCGCUUUACCCGUGCAAGGCUUAAAGACCUGCGAACGCAGGAGAGAAUCAUUAAGAUCUUUUCAGGCUUUGAUAAUUUUAGGAACUCCAAAGUGAUACAUGCUGCUAGUAUCGCUCCUUAUUACAGGUCUAGUGAAAUGGGUGAUGACACUUCUAUUCUAAAUAUGAGGCAUCCUUCUGCUCCUUUGAACCCUACUCAGAACUGGGCUCUUUAUUUCUUAAGAUGUAUGGCAGACUGAGUGAUUGUUCCAGAGAAAGAUAUCAGAGAGAACCAUGAAAUGUUCCGUAAUUCCCCCGAAGAUUUUGGGUUAAAAAGAGAAAUUUACGAUCCCUCUGAUAAGAAGAAAAACUUUUCGUGUGAGAUCUACAUCACUAAACCAAAAUACAACGCUCGGAUGAUGGUUGAGAACCCUCUCUUUGCUUAUGAUUGUCCUCACAAGAAAUAUAUCUAUGGGAAAACAGGUAAAAUUAGGAAAUACAAGAAUUUUUUGAAGACAAAAUUCAUUCACAAUUACCCGAUCCUGAAACAGCAGGAUCAGUUCAUGAAGAAAACGGAAUUUCUUGAGGACGACAAGCCUUCAAUCCAGAAUUUAGUCAAAUACCUUCAGGAAGAGAAAAAGAUGGGAUUAAUUCUAGUAGAAAAUGACCUUGAGUCAUUGCACAAGAUGUAUGCAGAGACAGACCCUGCAGUGAACAUCUUCGACACUCUGUUCAUUUCGCAGUACAUGAACCCUGAAAUCAGGUCGUUCCCUGAAGGAUUUGUUAAUCCUACUAAGUUCUCCUUCCAGGAGUUAUUUAGAAACUAUAAAUGCCAGUUCCAGUCAAAAGGAAUUCCUGACCCUAGCAGCAGCUACGCAGAGUGGAUCUUCAUGCUGUUCCACAAACUUCCUCACUCAAAGCUCUCAUAUGAAGAAGCGAUGCUUGUUGAUCCUGAACAACUGAAAAGGGAAGAAAAGAAAGAAGCACAGAAGGAAAUGGCUGAAAAACGACAGAAUAUUGGAAAGAAACCAUGGUUCGCUGAGAAAUAUAGUGACAAACUCAAAGAUUAGGUGAUUUCAAUUUGUACAAAA